This is a messenger RNA of Beta vulgaris subsp. vulgaris (sugar beet), 3866 nucleotides long. RefSeq lists its product as uncharacterized. The transcript is spliced from 9 exons. The record is from RefSeq and is a predicted model, not a curated record. Gene Ontology annotation, cellular component: cytoplasm; nucleus. Lineage: Eukaryota; Viridiplantae; Streptophyta; Magnoliopsida; Caryophyllales; Amaranthaceae. Bases 85 to 876 code for a protein of 263 amino acids.
AAAUACUCACACUCAAGAUCGUGCGAUUUUUUUGUGGUUGAUUCCUCAAAGAAAAAAAGUUUAGCUGAAAUAGAUGAGCACAUAAUGGUGCCAACAGGCAACAAACCAGUUUCCGAAACUUGUCCAUCGGCGGGAAUGAUGCCGGCGAAACGGGAGUACGACGGCGGCGCUAACAAAGCCGCAACGCCUGCCGUUUUGACAGACGGCGACCAAAUGACGACUCUCUCUCUUCAUUCCUUCGGCGAUGAUAAACAUGGCUUCUCUAUUCAAAUCAUCGAGAACAUGAGAGAGGAAUAUGGUAUGUUUGUAUGGCCGUGUAGUGUUGUUCUUGCUGAGUACGUUUGGCAACAACGAUCCCGCUUUUCUGGAAUUUCUGCUCUUGAGCUGGGUGCGGGAACCUGCUUGCCUGGAUUGGUCGCAGCAAAAGUUGGAGCUGAUGUCACUUUGACGGAUGAUUCUAAAAGAGUGGAGGUGCUGGAAAACAUUAAGAGAGUUUGUGACUUGAAUAAGUUGAGCUGUAAGGUUUUGGGACUCACAUGGGGAAUCUGGGAUGCACAGAUUUUCGAUUCGCGUCCCCAAAUGUUUCUUGGGGCCGAUGUAUUGUAUGAUACGAGUGCCUUCGAUGAUCUCUUUAGUACUGUGGCAUUUCUCCUUAAAAGUAAUCCAGGAUCAGUUUUUAUAACAACUUAUCAUAAUCGAAGUGGUCAUCAUCUUAUUGAAUUUCUGAUGGUCAAGUGGGGUUUGAAAUGCUUAAAACUAUUGGAUGCCUUCUCAUUUAUGCCAUCUGACAAAGCUCUUGGACAUGGCAGCAAUAUUCAAUUGGCGGAGAUUGUAUUGCUUGACCAACAGGGGACAUCUUGCUCCAGUGACAGCUAGUUACCUUUUACUUCUGUCUUCUCCAUGCGUUCGUUGUCUUCAUAAUUUCUUGGUUUGAAUGCUGCUGUACAUAGUAUAUGAGAUAACAAUUUUGGGCAAAAGCUGGCAGCUAAAUCAACUAAUUACUUGGUAUCCACAUAAGAAAAGUAUUUUCCUGGAGUACAUGGCAUCAUUGCCUAAAGCCAAUAUGUCAGCGCAAGAGACAACCCCAGGACAUGCUUUUUCUAUUGCCGUCUUUGCACUAUCAAUGACAAAAAAGGCAUGCAAUGAAAGGUUUGGAGGACCGGAUUUCUCUACUUUACUGUUCCCAAAUUUAUCUAGGAGCACCGAAGCAUCACAUCCCUGAAAAAGAAAGAAUUUUGUGUGUCAGUUGAAUAUACACAAAACCUGAAACUUAUGCAUAAAGUUAAUUACGGUUUGAUAGAUAGUGCCAGUUUCAUACCCUUAUAAAGCAAUCAUGGAAAUGCAUACGAAGCACAGCUGCAGGGACGGUUUUAUCAGCCUGAAAUGCUUCUUUGACUGUAUUUGAGACAAUACUCUCCACCGAAGGACACGUCUUAUCGUAGUAAUUUGUGCUCAAAGCAUCACUAAUGGCAAUCACUGAGCAGAUGAGAAGGGAGCUGAAGAUUGCAACAACUGCCAUGGUAUAUAUUUUCUGAACUCUUUCUCUUAGGUUUUUUUGUUAUUGAACUUGAAAAUAAUAUGAAGGGGUAUUUAUAAGGACAUUGAUAGAUAGAUUGUAGAUAUAUAGAUAGAUGCAGAGAGAGAGAUAGAGAGACACUGACAUAGAGAGUGACAGAAUAACAGAGUUGGUGUGACCUUUUCUGGGUGUUGGUUUAUCAGUGCAUUAGUUCAGCCUAAUGGAUGGAGUAUUGUUAAAGCAUCUUCAUCAGUCACUAGUAGAAGACAAUACUGGUCAUGUCUUCGCUUCUUUUUUUCCAAAGUUUUCACGUUCACUUGGUAGCUCUGCUUCUGCCUUCAACCUUCUGCAUGUGAUUUUUUAGUGGUUGAGGUUGACCUAUUCCUUUCUCCUCUCAUGAGAAAGCAAUGAUUUUCCGAGCAUCGGUUGAGACAUCUCAUUUCUAGUUUUUAAAGAGGCUAUUGAAUGGUCUAAACAUCCAUUUUGGACAACAACAAUAAUGCCAAAGCCUUAAUUUUAUUAUACUGGAGUAAUUAAUCAUCCGUUUUAGACAAGGACGUGUUAAGUAUGACAAUCUUUUUUGUAUAAGUAUCAUCUAAGGACUAUUACAUUAUCGUACUUAUUUGAGCCUACCAAGGGAAUGAUGUAGAUGAGAUUCAAUUAUGGAUAUCGAAAACAACCCACAUGAUAUGGCCUUGGCAAGGUAGAUGUAGACUUAGAGAACGCAAGGUGCUAAUUUCUUUCUUCCGGACCUCUUUGAACAAUUCCCAACUGUAUGAGUGUCUAUCUUUUCACUCGCUGUCUGACUAUUAUUUCUUAGUUUCUGUUUGAGACAAAUAUAAAAAGGUGUUAAUUCCGAAGGACAAAGACGGGAUUGAAGGCAGAGUCUUGGUUAGAGUUGAGCCAUCAAGUUCGUUAUUGACUUGAUUCUUCAGUAAUGCUUGCUUUUGAAGUUAUAAUCAUCGUUAUGGGCAAAUGGAGAAUAGAUUCUAUAACGAAAGACACAUUAGAUUAUAGAAGUAUAUAUAUUCUGUAUUGUUACCCGUUUGCUUUUUCCAAUGUUGGAAGUUUACUAAUUCUGACCAAAUUAUCACGUCGACUUUGUUAGAUUCAUUUCAUUGCGUAAAUUAUUACAUAAUAUCUUUUUAUUGAAAAAAAUGGCAGAAUAAAUAAUGAAAUGGAAAAAAGUUCGAUCCUACUAAAGACGGAUUUAAGGAUACUAAUUCGGAUUAGAUUCGAAUUUUCGGAGUUUAAUAUCGUAGCAGGAGUCAGAAUUGAAUCUAAAAUUCGAUUCCAAGUUUAACCCGUUGCCGAACUUAUCUUAAGUAGUAUGUUCCACUGUAUGUAUUAUUGUAUGCUGCCCUAGAAAUGAAAAAGAAAAAGAAGAAUCACUGUAUAUUGAGCUGAUUGGCUCUUAUAUUUGUCGGUGCCAUGCAUUAGUGCGUCUUUAGUCUGUAGUCUUUACAAAGACAAUAUUCAGUAAUCUAUAAUCAAUAGCUAAUAUGUCAAGUAUGUCCCUUGCACUCUGACGUGGUGAUCAAUUAUAAGUAGAAGUAAAAUUCCUUUUAUAUCUAUUUACUACUUUUUUUAGAUCUUAUCUACUCACUAUUUAGUACUUAACUAGUUUUUAGGUCCGGGCUAUGCCCCUGGUAAUUAAAAUAUUCAUUUGUUAACAUUUUACUUUAUAAAUAUGACACCAAAUAUUACUUGUUUGAUGUAAAGCUUGAGGUCAUGUGAUCAAAUCUUAUAAGAUUUAUUUUUUUUAUUUUUUUAUUUUUUUUUAUUGUAGGUGUGUUUUCAUAAAUAAACAUUCUAAGGGAUAUCGCCACGUAGCGUAGUUUCUUGCUUAGUAACUUAAUAUGCAUUUUUUCCAUUCCCAAAUAUAUUAAGGAAAACUCAACAUUUAAAAGGUACAAAUAUAAUAAUGUGGACAUUUAAAGCAUGAUUAAAGUCUGUUGAGAUGGUAAUUAUGUCAUGUAUAAUAGCGAGAGGUCAUGUGUUCAAAUCUUAUUGCAAGCUAAUUUUAUUUUUGUUAAUUGACAUUACUUAUGUACACAUUGGGCAAUUCUAAAUGGAGUAACAAAGGUGCCACGUGGCGUGUAUACAUUGUCAUGCACGCCUUUUAAUAUAUUUGUAUAGAUUAUCGCGGGGAUGUAUAUUCUACACCAUUGCCACAGCCCCCCAUUCUUUUGUAAGUCUGAAAAUUCAUUUGAAAAAUUCUGUCGAAACAGAAAAAAUAUAUCAUUUGCAAUCUAUUUCUAUCUUAGAAAUUGUAAUAUAAUUUUUUUAUUUUUUAAUACUUGUGUAACAUUUUUUUAUUUUGAGGAGUUUUCUAUUAUUUGCAAUGAUA